Messenger RNA from Symbiodinium necroappetens, 1851 nucleotides. NCBI's taxonomy places the organism in Eukaryota, Dinophyceae, Suessiales, Symbiodiniaceae. The record is from the annotation of a GenBank genome assembly.
AUGUGCACCGCCAUGCGAGAGAUUUACAAUCCACUGGGUGUGAUUGAUGAUCUCUUCGCAGUCCGCACCAAGGGUUCCACGCUGGAUCCUCCUCAUGAGUGGGGUGAGAAGGCCCACUUCCUACAAGCUCUGCGACUCGAUGAGGAAGACAAUUUCAGCAAGAUCCCAUGCUUGAAUGAUGUAGAGUUGGUUGAGAGCCUUCCGCCAUUCAGCUUGGUGCGAUAUCGAUGCAUGGUGCAGGACAUAUUCGAUCCAGAGAUGUAUGCUGCUUUCUGCGUGACAAAGACUGAGGGAGAUCUACGCCUGGUGAACUUGAAGUAUCGAGAACGACUUCCUGUUGGCGAUCUCGAGGAUGUGGGGAACGCUGCACUCAGGAUGCGUGGAGCAUACUACUGCGUACCACUUCCCGGAGAGACUUCUUGGGCAAAUCAGCCAACACAGUCCAUGCAUUCCGGCGCACACUGCCCAGAAGCCACACUGGCUUCGGGAAUGGGAUUAAAGCGUCGCCGGGACGCGGACAUAAACAUGGAGAAUGUCGAUGCUCAAGCCGAAAGCCACGAAUGCCCCGAAUGCCCAACAGCUUUGCCUUCCUCGGCCAGAGCAAGGCACAACUCGGCCCCCGCAGCAUCUCCGGGCCAAAAUGCAGACAGCUUUGGCUUGAAUUUCCCAUUACCUUGGGAAGAGACAGACAGGCGCAAGACACCGUGCAUUGUGAAGCUGUACGAUGAGGAUGAAGAGGCUUUGUCUAAACUGGGUGAGACAGUGGAGGUGCUGGGCAUCCUUUGUGUGGACCCAGCCAUGGCCAACCUCGGUGAAGUUUGGAGUCCGGCCGGUGCAGAUGCCCGUGAUCCAUCCACAGCUUUGGUGCCCAGGUUGCAUGGGCUCCUGGUCAGAAAGCUCCAGAGUUAUCAUCCAAUGUUCCCAUUCACAGCCAGUUGGCUGUCAGAAGAGCGCUUGUCCUUGGCUUUUCAGGGCCGGCUUGGAGGUCCUGGCGCUGUCGUGGCUGCUCGGGCAACAGCCGUCGCCUUGUUGCAGAAGUCUCUUGGCGACAGCGUGGCAGCGGAGUACGUCUUGGCCAUGCUCAUUUCCCGUGCCCACGAUGCUGGCCUUGGGCAGUGGUCUCUCAAUCUCACCCAUUUAGACCCUUCGCAGGGCACGGUCAGCAACCUCUUUCGUGCCAUUCAGGAACUGAUGCCCCGAGCUGUCUGCCUGCCCCUGACGACGGAGUUACUCAACUCCGGGGGCUGGCGUCCACGGAAGGACUUCGAGGCCAACCGCUUACGGGCUGGCAAACUCCAACUAUCCGCAGGCACCGUCCUCGUGUUGGAUGAGACGCAGCUGGAUGAGGGACAUCUAAAUGCAGAAGGUGUUGCUUCCUUUGGUGCAGUUCAGAACAUAGUCUCAAAGCAAACGCUGCCAUGCGAUUUCUCAGUUUGCACCAUGGAGAUUCCGCUGGAGAUCAACAGCCUCGUUACCUCAAGGGGUUGUUCAGUGCUGAAGGUUGAUGCCGUGAUGCUUCCGCUCUGCAAGGACGCUGACAUCACGAACUGCCAGGAAUCUUCCAAUUUGGAUGCCUCGCGCUUUUUUCUUGGCUUGAUCACCCGUCAUACUCAACAGCUGCGCAUUCCCGAGGACGUGGCUCACACAAUGAGUGGAGACUAUGCGAAAAUGCGGAACAAGUUUCUAGAAAUUGGACAGUCGACUCUUUGCAGGUGGGUUUCCUUGGCAAGAUCGAUAUGCCUUUCUCAUGGUGAGGAAGAGCUUUCGCUGUCUCGGUGGCAGUCCAUCCUCGAGCUUGAGAAGCAGCGUUUGCAGCGAUGUGUAGAUGCCGGCUUCAUUCAUCUCCGCUGA